AUUCUCUUUCUACCCUGCCGCCCUCUCCCCGUUGGUUUGCGGGCUGGAGCCGGCUCGGCUGCUCCUGCCGCGGCCGAGCCGCGCUAGUGCCAUGGCCGUGCGGGAGCAGAGCCAGAGCGGCGCCCUCAGCGCGGCCUCGCGGAGCCCCUGUGAGGCGGAGGAGGCUGCGCUGGGCCGGUGCCUGUCGCUGCUGCCCUGGGACCGUUUCUCGGCCUGGCUGCACUGCGUGUGCGUGGUGGGUUUCGACUUGGAGCUGGGCCAGGCCGUGGAGGUAAUAUAUCCUCAGCAUUCAAAACUUACAGAUAAAGAGAAAACCAGUAUUUGCUAUUUGUCUUUUCCAGAUUCCAAUUCAGGUUGUCUUGGAGACACGCAGUUUUGUUUUAGAUUUCGCCGAUCUUCUGGUAGGAGGCUCUCACUGCACUGUAUGCUGGACCAGCUGGAUGGAGACUUACCAGUUUCCUUAAAGAAGGACCCUGCAUAUUACUAUGGCUAUGUAUAUUUUAGACAAGUUCGAGACAAAACAUUAAAAAGAGGCUACUUCCAGAAGUCCUUGGUUCUCAUCAGCAAACUACCUUAUAUCCAUCUUUUCCACACUGUGCUUAGGCAUAUAGCACCAGAAUAUUUUGAAAAGAAUGAACCUUUUCUGGAAGCAGUUUGUAGUGAUGUUGAUCAUUGGCCACCACCAGUCCCAGGGAAAACACUAAAUUUGCCUAUUAUGGGCAUUAUAAUGAAGGUGCGGAUUCCAACAUGUCAUGACAAGCCUGGAACAACCCACAUAGUACAGUUCACACACCAGGAAGACACACAAAUCUCCAUUGCUUUACCUACUGUUCAUGAAGUGGAUCUUUUCAGAUGUUUCUGUCCAGUAUUCUUUCACAUUCAGAUGCUUUGGGAACUAGUGUUAUUAGGAGAACCAGUUGUUGUUAUGGCACCAUCACCUUCCGAAUCGUCAGAAACUGUUCUAGCACUUGUUAGUUGUAUUUCACCUUUGAAGUACUGCAGUGAUUUUAGGCCCUACUUCACUAUACAUGACAGUGAAUUCAAAGAAUAUACCACUCGUACACAGGCCCCGCCCUCUGUCAUUUUAGGAGUGACAAACCCUUUUUUUGCAAAAACACUCCAGCACUGGCCACACAUUGUCCGAAUAGGAGAGAUUAAACUUCCAGGUGAAGUUCCAAAACAAGUAAAAGUGAAAAAGCUGAAGAACCUAAAGACUUUGGAUUCUAAACCUGGUGUUUAUACAUCUUACAAGCCAUACUUGAACAGAGAUGAAGAAAUUAUAAAACAGUUACAAAAGGGUGUACAACAGAAACGUCCCGCAGAAGCCCAAAGUGUAAUUCUUAGACGUUAUUUCUUGGAACUGACACAAAGCUUCAUCAUUCCAUUAGAACGUUAUGUGGCAAGCCUGAUGCCUCUGCAAAAAAGCAUAUCUCCAUGGAAGAGUCCACCACAGUUGAGACAAUUCAGCCAAGAAGAAUUUAUGAAAACACUUGAGAAAGCAGGACCACAGCUCACCUCUGGGUUAAAGGGAGACUGGAUUGGACUUUACAGACACUUCUUGAAAUCUCCAAACUUCAAUGGCUGGUUCAGGACCCGGCGGAAGGAAAUGACACAGAAGUUGGAGGUCCUCCAUUUAGAAGCGCUCUGUAAUGAGGACUUGCUUCUCUGGAGUCAGAAACAUACUGAAGUAGAAACAGUGGAUCUUGUCUUAAAGCUAAAGAAUAAACUGUUCCAGGCUGACAGAGAACAUCUACCCAUGAAACCUGACACUAUGGAAAAGCUACAGAUGCACAUUGAUGCAAUUAUACUCGCACUUCCAGAUGAUUUACAGGAUAUUCUGCUCAAAACUGGAAAUGAUUCUUUUUUAGGAGGAGGAAAUGGGGCAGGAGAGAGGAGACUAUAUUACUUUCAGCUGAAGGAAUCUUAUGGAUUGUUGAGACUAUAUCCAGAAGGGGUUGCAGCACAGUGAAGCUACUUAAAAUACAUGCAUACAGUAAAUAUGCAUAAAUAACCAUUUUUCAUUCUAUAUUAAGCAACAAGAAUAUGUUGCCACUAGAUCACUUUAAACCAAGAAAACUAAGACUGGUAUAAAAAGUGCACAUUUGCUCUGCAUGCAAAGAGUGACUUUGAGGAUCUAUUCCAAGCAGGAUAAGAUGAAGCCAUGAUGUACAAAUAAAUACAGUACAUACUGUACACUCUUAAAUGACAAGUGGUUCACAAUUAUCAAAACAUUCUGCUUUACGUACUUUGAAUAAGUCGAAUAAGAAGUCUUGUGACAUUGCAAUCCUGCUAUGGAAAAAAUGCCUUUGUAUGAUAAAUAUUUCAUACUAUCUUUCUAAAAAUGUCUUUAGGUAUAAACGGUCACAUUGUUAUUUUUAAGAAAAUAUGUAUUUUAAUAUUCUUACAGUUUAUAUAAAAUUAUUCGUGAUCAGAAGGUAGUUUAACAAAUUGUAUCAAGACUGUCAUUUAAAUUAUACCACUAUGGCAUUAAUUAAUCUCUAACUUGCAAUUUGUUUUGCACAACUGAUGACUAGCAUUUCUAACCCUGAAACUGAAAAGUGGCCAUUACUCUGGUAAAUUAUCUUUUAAAUAUGACAGGUUUCAGAGUAGCAGCCGUGUUAGUCUGUAUUCGCAAAAAGAAAAGGAGUACUUGUGGCACCUUAGAGACUAACCAAUUUAU
Messenger RNA from Caretta caretta (loggerhead turtle), 2680 nucleotides. It is a transcript of the gene DENND6A, whose product is annotated as DENN domain containing 6A. Gene Ontology annotation, molecular function: guanyl-nucleotide exchange factor activity. The record is from RefSeq and is a predicted model, not a curated record. Gene Ontology annotation, cellular component: recycling endosome. NCBI's taxonomy places the organism in Eukaryota, Metazoa, Chordata, Testudines, Cheloniidae.